This is a messenger RNA of Closterium sp. NIES-65, 3720 nucleotides long. NCBI's taxonomy places the organism in Eukaryota, Viridiplantae, Streptophyta, Zygnematophyceae, Desmidiales, Closteriaceae. The record is from the annotation of a GenBank genome assembly.
AUGCAAACGCCGGAGCAGACUCCUCUAACUCCGCGGGACUCGGGGCGAUCGAGCUCGCCUCAGCUGAACUUCACGCCACGCGCGAGCGCCGGCAGCCCGUACAGCUCGCAGCAACCCACCAUCCGAUCCACUCCGUCCUUCCCCAGAAGCGACCUCGGCGGCUCCAUGGCGCAGCGCCGCAGGUUCCACCGCCGCAGGCAGGGCGCAUCAGGGCAGGCGGCAUCUGGGGGAGGUGCACCUUCAGGCACGCCUGUCAGCACGCCAGGGCCCCCUGAGCCAUCUGAUAGCCUGGGAGGCAAUUCGGAGCAGGACAGAAUGUCAUGGGAGCAGUACCACCGGCAGCAGCAGCAGAGGGGGAGAAGAGGAGCCGCAGGAGCUGGGGGAAGGGCAGGGGGAGGGGCAGGGGGAGGGGCAGGAGCAGGGGCAGGGUCGCGUGGGGAGGCAGGACUGGGUGGGGGUGCGCAAGAGAUGGGGGGACAGGGGCAGGGGGCGGGGGAGGGGGAGGAGGAGGAGGAGGAGGAGGAGGAGUUGGAGGGGACGUUCGUGUGGGGCACGGGGGUGAGCGUGCAGGACGUGUCGAGCAAGUUUGCAUCGUUCGUGCGGCACUUCAGGGAGGCGGAUGAUGCCCUUCACGCCAAGUACUCUCAGCAGCUUGAUGAGGUGCGGUUUGGGUCGGGGGGGAGGGGUUGUAGUGGGAAGGGAAGGGAGGGAUUGAAAGAGGCGGUCUUGGGAUGGGAAGGGAGUGAGAAAGGAGACGAACUGUCCAGCACGCUUGUAUUGCUCGUGCAGCACUUCAGAGAGGCGGAUGAUACCCUUCACGUUAAGUAUCCUCAGCAGCUUGAUGAGCUGGUGGAGAUGGAGGGAGACACCUUCCCUGUGGACUGUGCUGACGUGUACGCCUUCUCUGCUGAGCUGUACCGCCUGCUAGUGCGCUACCCAUUGGAGGUCAUCCCCAUCUUCGACAUCAAGAUCGCUGAGCUGGCAGCCGACCGCAUGCCCAUGUGGGACAAGCACAUCCAGGUGCGGACAUUCAACCUCCGGGACACGGUGCACAUGCGCGACCUCAACCCCUCAGACGUCUCAAAGCACUUCUUCAUACACAGCACCACACCACACAUCACACCUUCCCCCCCUCUUUCGCUUCUCACGCUCCCUUCAUCCUCUUGUCUAACCCUCCUUCCUGCCCGUUAUCACUCCCUACCAGACAUCGAUGCACUGGUUGCGGUGAGGGGCAUGGUCAUCCGUACCUCCUCCAUCAUCCCAGACAUCAAGGCUGCUUACUUCAAGUGCCUCGUGAGCGGCCACAGCCACUCUCAUGCCCACAUGCCUACUGAUCAUCUUUCACACCAACCCCUGCCCCCUCCAACCUCCCUCUUUUCCCACCUUUCCCGCGCUCCCUCCUCUCCUCCUACCCUCCCUCCCCUCCUCCAACCCUCCCUCCCCUCCUCCUACCCUCCCUCCCGUCCCACCUUUCUCCAACGCUUCUCCCAUCACCAGACAUCGAUGCACUGGUUGCGGCAGUGGGGAACAGUGCGUGGGUGGAAUGACAUCAAAACUACUUACUUCAAGUGCUUCGUGUGCGGCCACUCGCCAGACCUCGUGCUUGUGGACCUCGUGCUUGUGGACCUCGUGCUUGUGGACCUCGUGCUUGUGGACCUCGUUCUUGUGGACCUCGUGCUUGUGGACCUCGUGCUUGUGGACCUCGUGCUUGUGGACCUCGUGCUUGUGGACCUCGUGCUUGUGGACCUCGUGCUUGUGGACCUCGUGCUUGUGGACCUCGUGCUUGUGGACCUCGUGCUUGUGGACCUCGUGCUUGUGGACCUCGUGCUUGUGGACCUCGUGCUUGUGGACCUCGUGCUUGUGGACCUCGUGCUUGUGGACCUCGUGCUUGUGGACCUCGUGCUUGUGGACCUCGUGCUUGUGGACCUCGUGCUUGUGGACCUCGUGCUUGUGGACCUCGUGCUUGUGGACCUCGUGCUUGUGGACCUCGUGCUUGUGGACCUCGUGCUUGUGGACCUCGUGCUUGUGGACCUCGUGCUUGUGGACCUCGUGCUUGUGGACCUCGUGCUUGUGGACCUCGUGCUUGUGGACCUCGUGCUUGUGGACCUCGUGCUUGUGGACCUCGUGCUUGUGGACCUCGUGCUUGUGGACCUCGUGCUUGUGGACCUCGUGCUUGUGGACCUCGUGCUUGUGGACCUCGUGCUUGUGGACCUCGUGCUUGUGGACCUCGUGCUUGUGGACCUCGUGCUUGUGGACCUCGUGCUUGUGGACCUCGUGCUUGUGGACCUCGUGCUUGUGGACCUCGUGCUUGUGGACCUCGUGCUUGUGGACCUCGUGCUUGUGGACCUCGUGCUUGUGGACCUCGUGCUUGUGGACCUCGUGCUUGUGGACCUCGUGCUUGUGGACCUCGUGCUUGUGGACCUCGUGCUUGUGGACCUCGUGCUUGUGGACCUCGUGCUUGUGGACCUCGUGCUUGUGGACCUCGUGCUUGUGGACCUCGUGCUUGUGGACCUCGUGCUUGUGGACCUCGUGCUUGUGGACCUCGUGCUUGUGGACCUCGUGCUUGUGGACCUCGUGCUUGUGGACCUCGUGCUUGUGGACCUCGUGCUUGUGGACCUCGUGCUUGUGGACCUCGUGCUUGUGGACCUCGUGCUUGUGGACCGAGGUGCGUGUGACAGAGGAGCCAAGGCGCUGUCCCUGGCCCGAGUGCGGAGCGUUGAACAGCAUGACGCUGCUGCACAACCGCAGUCGCUUUAUCAACAAGCAGAUGCUUCGCCUGCAGGAGACGACACAUGUAAUGUCCCCCAUCCCCCAUCCCCACUCCCUUCUCCCAGGGGGGUGAUAGAGGAGCCGAGGCGGUGCCCGUGGCCCGAGUGUGGGGCGCUCAACAGCAUGACUCUGCUGCACAACCGCAGCCGCUUUAUCAACAAGCAGAUGCUUCGCCUGCAGGAGACGCCAGAGGAUAUGCCGGAAGGGGAGACCCCGCAUACCGUGUCCGUGUUUCUGUUUGACUCCCUGGUUGACACUGCAAAACCGGGUGACCGAGUGGAGGUGACAGGCGUGUUCCGAGCCGUGCCCGUGCGGGUAAACUCCAACCAGCGCAACCUGCGCUCGCUCUACCGGACCUAUCUGGACUGCAUUCACAUUCGCAAGGAGGAGGGGGGCCGCACACGUAACAAGGGGGCAGCACAGCCGUCACAGUCACAACAGCCGCUGACAACAUCUGCUGGGGGUGAUGCGGAUGAUGCAAACCCUGACGCUGCCUACUUCUCACCGCAACAGGUGGAGGCAUUUCGGGAACUAUCCCGGCAGCCGGACAUAUACGAGCGGUUGGCUCGCUCCCUGGCGCCGUCCAUCUAUGAGCUGGACGACAUCAAGAAGGGACUGCUGUGCCAGCUGGAUGACAUCAAGAAGGGGCUGCUGUGCCAGCUCUUUGGCGGGUUGGUAAAACGCCUGUCAUCCGGAGUGCAGUUCCGAGGAGACAUGAACGUGCUGUUGCUCUUUGGGGGGUCGGUAAAGCGCCUAUCGUCAGGAGUGCAGUUCCGAGGAGACAUGAACGUGCUGCUGGUGGGGGACCCGGGCACGAGCAAGUCGCAGCUGCUGCAGUAUGUGCACAAGAUCGCUCCCAGGGGGAUUUACACCAGCGGCAGGGGGAGCAGUGCUGUGGGCCUGACAGCCUAUGUGACCAAGGACCCUGAGACACGCGAAAUGGUGAGCUGA